AUGUCGCGUCUGGCUCACAGCACCCAUACUGAUCCCCUUGCGACAGAGGUUUGCCCUGUCUGCAAAUCCACUAAAUACAUGAACCCCAACCUCAAAUUCCUCGUCAACCCGGUAUGCUACCACAAGAUGUGCGAGUCCUGCGUGGACCGCAUAUUCAGUCAUGGGCCUGCGCCGUGUCCGAUCAAGGGGUGCAGUGAGACGUUGAGGAAGAACAGGUUUAGGAGGCAGACUUUUGAGGACAUUCAGGUGGAGCGAGAGGUGGAUAUCAGGAAGAAGGUGGCUAAGGUCUUCAACCGGAGAGAGGAGGAGUUUGAUAGCUUACGGGAGUACAACGACUAUCUGAACGAGGUGGAGGACAUUACAUUCAACCUUGUCCACAAAAUCGACAUUGAAAAUACAGAGAGACGAUUCCAAAAGCAUGAAGAUGAUUGGAGGGAGGCCAUCAAGGAGAACGCCUCCUUGGCCCAGCAGGAGCAGAUGCAGUACGCCGAGCAGCAGAAAGCCGAGCGAGAAAAGGCGCGUCGGCGGCGGGAGGAGGCGAGGAGAGAGGAGAUCGAGGAGAGGAGAGAGGCUGAGGCGACAAGAAAGGACAUGCUCAGAAGGCUAGAGAAUGGACAAGAUCCGGAGGAGGUCAAGAAGGAGCGCGCGGCCGUGCAGCUGAAGAAACGUCUGAAUAAGCAAGAAGCUGCCGACAGACAAUCACAAUUGCAAGCGGCGGACGCCAGGAACGGCAGCAGCAGUUUUGUGAUCAAAGGCCUCAAGAACAAGAAGGCGAAACUGGAGCCCGAGGCGCCUGUGGAUCCUUUCGGCGGCUUGACGUUUGAGCAUAGAUACUUUGCUUUGCAAGGCGAUUACGUCUGGGAAGGACUGCAAGAGGCAAAGCGAGACGUACUCAUUUCUGCAGGCGGCUACGACAUCGCGAGCUUCACUGGCAGGGCGCUUUGCGAGGCUUUUAGCGGGUUGGGCGUUAUGGUCGCCGACGAGGCUGUUGAGAGGGAGAAAUUACAGGAGCCGGAGGGCUUGAGCACCACAAGGGCGGAGGUCGCGGCGACAGAUGUCAAGAUGGAAGAUCCCUUUUGA
Molecule: messenger RNA, 1080 nt
Organism: Zasmidium cellare ATCC 36951
Lineage: Eukaryota; Fungi; Ascomycota; Dothideomycetes; Mycosphaerellales; Mycosphaerellaceae
Exons: 2
Coding region: 1-1080 (359 amino acids)
Biological process (GO): positive regulation of cyclin-dependent protein serine/threonine kinase activity; regulation of transcription by RNA polymerase II; nucleotide-excision repair
Cellular component (GO): transcription factor TFIIH holo complex
Molecular function (GO): cyclin-dependent protein serine/threonine kinase activator activity
Source: RefSeq, a predicted model, not a curated record